UCUAUUUUGCACUCCCGAUAGGCAACACUUGAUCAACGAACUCGGUACACAUUGUUUUCGAAACUGAAGUUCCAAUGAGACUAGUGGUUUUUGGCUGUCUGCUGCUUGCUGUGGAGAUCAUAGGCUUGUGUCUCAAGGAUCCUAUUUGUGGAGAACCGCCUGCACAAAAUGGCAUUAAUUUCAUCACGUGCGCCGGCAGUUUUGAAAAGUUCAGUUACCAUCCGCAGACUCGAUCGUGCCAGAAGUUUGAUUACGGCGGCUGUUUUGGAAAUGCGAAUAGUUUCGACUCCCUACACGAAUGCGAAGAGAAGUGCAAGCUAGACAAUGAUUACAUGAAUGUAAAUCGUUAUUAUUGUCCAUAUACAUGGAGCCGAGCAUAAAUACUUAUUUAGGAACCUCGAAAAUGUAAAUGUAUACGUGUUUCUUAGAAAAUAUUCAAUGUGAAUAGGCGAUAAGACGACAGUUUAUUGUAAUGAUGCGGC
Messenger RNA from Drosophila teissieri, 482 nucleotides. RefSeq names its product male accessory gland serine protease inhibitor. Gene Ontology annotation, molecular function: serine-type endopeptidase inhibitor activity. NCBI's taxonomy places the organism in Eukaryota, Metazoa, Arthropoda, Insecta, Diptera, Drosophilidae. Bases 75 to 380 code for a protein of 101 amino acids. The transcript has 2 exons. The record is from RefSeq and is a predicted model, not a curated record.